This is a messenger RNA of Hypomesus transpacificus, 3179 nucleotides long. It is a transcript of the gene ighmbp2, whose product is annotated as immunoglobulin mu DNA binding protein 2. Lineage: Eukaryota; Metazoa; Chordata; Actinopteri; Osmeriformes; Osmeridae. The coding region runs from base 81 to 3092 and encodes 1003 amino acids. The record is from RefSeq and is a predicted model, not a curated record. Gene Ontology annotation, molecular function: ATP binding; zinc ion binding; RNA binding. The transcript has 16 exons.
GUCUGCACAGUAAUAAUUUAAGUACGCAACGCUGAUAAGCACGUAGACUACCUGUCAGAAGACAGAUCUCUCAGGAAGAAAUGGAAGUUGAACGUUUCGUGACAAAGACCCUUGAGCUCCUGCAGGAGGAGAGAGAAGCUGAGAUUGAGGAGACAAGGCUAUGGCAGGAGAGUGUCUCUCUGAAGGAUCUUCAGAUCAAAGGAGUGUGUCUGCUGAAACUUCACAUAGGAAGUCAGUCAACGGGCCUAUAUGGACGGUCUCUUCUGGUGCUUGAGCCAAGGAAGCAUGUUGGUAGCUCAGUUCUUCCCAGUAACAGCUUUGGGCCUGGGGACAUUGUGGGUUUAUAUGACACGAGUGGUUGCAGUCCAUCCUCACAAAUUGGUACUGGGGUGGUGACACGCAUCAGCCAGACAUCUAUUACAGUAGCUUUUGAAGAUACCCAGGAUGGUCUCAACAUCGACAUGGAUGGUCUCUAUAACCUCCUGAAGCUUGCAAAUGAUGUCACCUACAAACGCAUGAAGAAGGCCCUAAAUACACUCAAUGGAUACGGCGGUGGACCAGCAUCUAGUUUGAUAGGUGUUCUCUUUGGCUACUCAGAACCUUCCCAGCUACAAUCCAGUGAUGUAGCUUUCUUCAACCAAGGCCUAGAUGAUUCUCAGCGAGAGGCGGUGUCCUUUGCGUUGUCUCAGAGGGAAGUGGCUGUUAUUCAUGGGCCACCAGGGACUGGGAAAACAACCACAGUGCUAGAAGUCAUCCUCCAAGCUGUAAAACAGGGACAGAAGGUCCUGUGCUGUGCUUCCUCUAACGUUGCUGUGGAUAACCUGGUAGAGCGCCUGGCUAAAUGCAAGGCCAAGGUCCUGAGACUGGGCCAUCCUGCCAGACUGCUGGAGUCCAUACAGAAACACUCCCUGGAUGCUGUCUUAGCCCAGAGCGACAACACUAACAUCAUAGCUGACAUCCGCAAAGACAUCGAUAAAGCCUUUAUGGGAAUGAAGAAGAUGCGUGACAAAGGAGAACGUUUUAAUCUGAAGCGAGAAGUUGGGGAGCUAAAGAAAGAGCUGAGAACCAGGGAAGCAACAGCCAUCACUCAGAUACUCAAGCGUGCCGAUGUUGUUUUAUCAACCAACACAGGUGCCUCUGCUGAUGGGCCUCUGAAGUACCUACCAGUGGAUCACUUUGAUUGGGUGGUGAUCGACGAGUGUGCCCAGGCACUGGAGAGCAGCUGCUGGAUCUCUCUGCUGAAAGCACGGAAGUGCGUUCUGGCUGGAGACUACAAGCAACUGCCGCCCACCAUCAAGUCACAUGCAGCUGCAGCCAAAGGGUUGUCUGUCAGUCUUAUGGAGAGGCUGAUUCAGAAGUAUGGGGACUCUGUUGUCCGGAUGCUGACCGUGCAGUACCGCAUGAACAGUGCCAUCAUGGAGUGGGCCUCAAAAGAGAUGUACCAGGGGAAGCUAACUGCCCACUGUUCAGUUGAGAAACACUUGUUAAAGGAUCUUCCUGGCGUUCUCAGUAAUGAAGAGACCAGCACCCCUCUUCUCCUGAUUGACACGGCAGGCUGUGGCCUGAGUGAGAUGGAGGUGGCCGAUGAGCAAUCGAAAGGCAAUCAGGGUGAGGUGGACAUUGUUGACUUGCACAUAAACGCCUUGACCACAGCUGGGUUGAAGGCCAGAGACAUUGCUGUUAUCGCCCCGUACAAUUUACAGGUACACUUACUGCGUCAGAAGCUCUCUGCCAAACAUCCUGAACUAGAGAUCAAGUCUGUGGACGGCUUCCAGGGAAGAGAGAAAGAAGCUGUUGUACUUUCAUUGGUGCGGUCUAACAGGAAAGGUGAAGUUGGAUUUCUCGCUGAAGACAGAAGAAUCAACGUGGCUGUGACCCGGGCCAGGCGUCACCUGACUGUGGUGUGUGAUACGCAGACAGUACAGAACCAUGGCUUCCUCAAGUCCCUGAUUGACCACAUGACUGAAGGUGGAGAGGUCCGGACAGCCUUCGAGUACCUCCAGGAUAUCGUGCCACAGAACUACACCCGUGACCACAAAGAGACCAAAACGAAUGCUAAUACUAAUGGCUCCUCCUCUGCUAAACAGAAGGCCGGGGCUCACCCAGGGGGCAAGGUCGGGGGUCAUCCAGGGGGCAAGGUAGAGAUGGGACACAAGAACCCAACUGUCAGUAAAAGCAAGGGAGGAGAGGCCACCUCAGGAUCUCACAUCAAGGACGGUUCUUCCACACUCACAGAGGAAGAACAGACAAAGAACAAAUACACCAAGAUCAAGGAUCAAAUCGAGGGCUUUCUGAAGGAGCCAAACCUGCCGGAACUACGAUUCCCAUCUUCGCUCAACUCCCAUGACAGACUCUUGGUCCACCAGAUCUCUGAGGAGCUGGGGCUGAGGCACGAGAGCCAGGGAGAGGGCAGGGACAGAUGCAUCACUGUGUCCAGACCACCACCAUCAGGACCGGGGCCUGAAAAGGGGGAGGUGGGGGACAGGCCCCCACACCCCACAGCGAAGGAAGUGGAAGAGAUUGAUCCAGAACCUAAAGCCGAAUCUUCAAAUAAACCCCUACUGGACCUAAAGACUCUCCAUCUGGAACGCAUGAGAAGGGAGCGAGAGAGAAGGGAGGAGAACAUGGAACUGAAAAAGCAGCAAGAUGCUGUCCGUACGAUGCAAAGUCAGCCCACUAAGAAGGCAAAGUCCAAAGGGAAGAGCCGUACAAAAGCAGGUGCCUCUGACAUUGCAGCUGCCGCUACUGUGGAAGACAACUUUGAUGCGCUCAUCAGUGCUGUGGUGAAGGCAGAGAGCGUGUGCAGUUUUGUCAAAUGCAAAGCCUUGGUUCUUUUACUAGGACAGCUCUGCCAGUUUUGUAAUAGACAGUACUGUCUUAGCCACCACAUACCUGAGGUUCAUGGCUGUGGGGACAAAGCCAAGUCCCAUGCUAGGAUGAGGAUAAGCAAAGAGGGCGUGCUUUAUGCUGGCAGUGGACAGAAGGACAAGUCAGUGGAUCCUAACAAGAAGGCCUAUCUGCACAGAAAACUGGAUUCCAGACUUAAAGACAUGGCAACUCAGAGGAAAACAAAACCAAAAGAGAAGGAAUGAGUUUUUAAUUCAAAUGUCUAAAUCACUUCAAUGUUCAACAGUAAUAAUCACGCUUGAACCACAGUAAAUAAUUAUUUCUUGCUGAUU